Messenger RNA from Phaedon cochleariae (mustard beetle), 1083 nucleotides. The record is from the annotation of a GenBank genome assembly. NCBI's taxonomy places the organism in Eukaryota, Metazoa, Arthropoda, Insecta, Coleoptera, Chrysomelidae.
AUGCAAUUGUUGGAUUUGAAAACCAAAGAUUUGUGGAGUGGCAAGUUCACAGAACUCAAGAGUAAGUUGGAAGAGUUGGAGGUCAAGAAAUGCAUGCACAUCGCGCAGCACAAGUGGACAGCUCUGAAAGAAAUGCCGCACGUUGAGACCCUCAUAUUCGACGCAUGGAAUAGUCUUCCAGAAUGCUACGGUGAGAAUGCCCCCCCCCCCCCAGCCACUCCGACUUUCAAAAAGAAAGUCGUUCCUCCCCUUCCUACUCCUACUCCCUCCUGCUCCUACUCCACUUCUGCUGACGAAGUGGAUUCUUUUCUAAAGGAAAUACGUAAGUAUUACUUCUCCCCGACUUCUCUCUCCUCCUCCUCAAUAGUAACCAUACCAGCGACGACGACGACGGCGACGACGACAACGACGGUGGCAGCGACGACGGCGUCAAGGUGGAGAAAUCAAUUCCAGAAAUCAUCAAGAAAACCCCAGGGUGAGCAGACGUCUUCGAUUGCCGCAAAGUUAUGGCCAACUAGUAGCAGUAGUAGUUCUACUGCUAGUACGACGGCGACGACAACAAUGACGGCAGCGACGACGACGACGUCGGCGACAUGGAGAAAUCCAUUCCUGAAAUCAUCAAGGAAUCCCCAGAGUGAGCGGACGUCUUCGAUUGCCGCAAAUUUAUUGCCAACUAGUAGCAGUAGUAGUUCUACUGCUAGUAGUAGUAGUACUUCUACUGCUAGGCCAUCGAGGCCGGCGUAUAAUCCACCACCGUCUUCGCAUUCCAAAACCAGGUAUACUAAGGCGAUGGACAAGGCGCUAGUGGAUUUUGCGGCGCUACAUACUGGCGAAUUGGCCGGCAUUAAAUUUUAUAACGAUGCUGUCAAAAAAGUACCGCUGCUGUCGAAAUGCAGACUUUUCGGCUUGAAGAGGCAUCUAAUAACUUUGACCAAGCAAAAGCAACUGACAGUUCUGGGCAUUCCGAAUGACGUGGCGAAAAUCCCUUUUUCUGCUUUCAUGGAUGAUCCGGAUGAUCACAGAAAUAUCACUGACACUCAGAUAGGCCUUCUCUGUGCAGCGUGGCUGAUAUCUAAACAAUAA